Durusdinium trenchii is the source of this 1229-nucleotide messenger RNA. Lineage: Eukaryota; Dinophyceae; Suessiales; Symbiodiniaceae. The record is from the annotation of a GenBank genome assembly.
AGCACAAUGUCCUACGCCUUCAUUCUUAACUAGCGUACAUACAUAACGGUUGCAGCUCUUGAGUCUUGCAACCUAUCUCGUGCAGAUGACGCGCAAAGAGGAGCAGAUGGAGAUGGCUCUGGCCACCACCAUUUAUUGCCUUGUCUCUUCAGGGAUGAUGUUGUCCAACAAGCUCGCCAUUCGUGACUUUCCCUUGGAGUGUUCGUUGGUUUGGGUUCAGCUCUUUUUCACAGCAGUGUUCCUAGUCGCCUUCGCGUUACCCUAUGUCCAUAUUGGCUCAUAUCGGGACUUCUUCCGCUGGUCCUUGGUAGCACCAAUGUACACAGGCAUGUUGCUGACCUCGAUCUUGGCCUUAAAGAAUGCCCCCAUGUCACUGGUCAUCGUACUUCGGAAUGCAUCCCCUCUCGGGACCUUAAUCUUCGAACGUUUCUAUCCAGAUCCUUUGAGAGUGAGUUGGAUGAUGCUGCUCUCCAUGAUGUGUAUGCUGGCCGGUGCCAUGAUUUACAUGUCAGAUCGCCCUGAGCCCUUCAAUUGGCGAGGGGUGUGGUGGGUGGUGUUGAAUAGUGCGCUUGCAGUGGUGGAUCGUUUACUACAACGCUUGUUGCUUUCCAAAGAUCAAUACCCAGUGGAUAUCUCCAACUCUGGCAUCACUCUUAUCAACAAUGUCAUUGGUAUGGUUCCUGUGGGAUUUGUCGUCAUCAUGAAUGGUGAACUCAAUGCCUUACCAGCAGCUGUUGCACACUUGGACGGUUGGGGCAAAAUGAACAUCUUCAUCACUUGCGUUUUGGGCUUGGCCAUUAGCUACACAUCUAUUUGGGCCCAGAGCCUCAUUACGGCCACGAGCUUCUUGGUGAUGACGAACGCCAACAAGUUUCUCAUCAUCAUUUUCGAAGCUUGGGGUGGGAUGUUUGGCAUGAGCAAUGUGCAGGUUCUCGGCGCUAGCAUGACGAUCGUUGGGUGCAUCGUUUAUGGCAAAGCCCGCAAGGACAUUGAGAUGGAAGGCGAACGAUCACAGUUGCUUCCCACAAAGUGUGGCUGAACCAUGCUGAACCAAAGCAUAAGUGGAUAAUCGCAGAGUCACGAUUGAACAGGGGACUGCCGAAAAAGGAUCACUUUGGUUUUGCACUGUGCACGCAUGUUAGAUUUUUGCAAGAUGCUCGUUGCCAAUGGAAACCACUCUGUCACUGUGUUUCUCCCAAGCUUUUCAGUUGGAGGCCAUUAGGAACAAG